Canis lupus familiaris (dog) is the source of this 5435-nucleotide messenger RNA. It is a transcript of the gene NETO1, whose product is annotated as neuropilin and tolloid like 1. The record is from RefSeq and is a predicted model, not a curated record. NCBI's taxonomy places the organism in Eukaryota, Metazoa, Chordata, Mammalia, Carnivora, Canidae. Bases 298 to 1938 code for a protein of 546 amino acids. The transcript is spliced from 11 exons. Gene Ontology annotation, molecular function: protein binding.
GCGCCCGGCGCCCGGGUGUGAUGCGAGCGUCAUGGUGGGGAUGCUGGCUUCGCGGCGGUGAGAGAGCGAGCGACGGCGACAGCGACAGCGACAGCGAGCCAGGGGCGGAGGACGCCAGGAUUCGGAUCUUGCUGCUGUGUGGGCUCGGCUCUCUCCCCCCUCCCUCUCCCCCCUUAAUUCGGUUGUGGGUUCGCACAUUUACAAUCCCCCCGACUCCGUCCUCUCCCCACCACUGCAAGUCUUCCCGUCUCUAAAUGGAAUUCGUGGAGCGCGGAGCCUCUGGUGUAACGAACAGACAUGAUCUAUGGACGCAGUUUGUUGCACAUUGUAGCAAGUUUAAUCAUCUUCCAUUUGUCUGGGGCAACCAAGAAAGGAACAGAAAAGCAAACCACCUCGGAAACUCAGAAGUCAGUGCAGUGUGGAACUUGGACAAAACAUGCAGAGGGAGGUAUCUUUACCUCUCCCAACUACCCCAGCAAGUACCCCCCUGACCGAGAGUGCAUCUACAUCAUAGAAGCUGCCCCAAGACAGUGCAUUGAACUUUACUUUGAUGAAAAGUACUCUAUUGAACCGUCUUGGGAGUGCAAAUUUGAUCAUAUUGAAGUUCGAGAUGGACCUUUCGGAUUUUCUCCAAUAAUUGGACGUUUUUGUGGACAACAAAAUCCACCUGUAAUAAAAUCCAGUGGAAGAUUUCUAUGGAUUAAAUUUUUUGCUGAUGGAGAGCUGGAAUCUAUGGGAUUUUCAGCUCGAUACAAUUUCACACCUGAUCCUGACUUUAAGGACCUUGGAGUUUUGAAACCGUUACCAGCUCCAUUUUUGUAUGUUUGUUUGGCAUUUCGUUAUGUAGCAUGUGAGUUUGAGAUGGGCGGUCCUGAAGGAAUCGUGGAAUCUAUACAAAUUAUGAAGGAAGGCAAAGCCUCUGCGAGCGAGGCCGUGGAUUGCAAGUGGUACAUCCGGGCACCUCCACGAUCCAAGAUUUACUUACGCUUCUUGGACUAUGAGAUGCAGAAUUCAAACGAAUGCAAAAGGAACUUUGUGGCUGUGUAUGACGGCAGCAGCUCAGUGGGGGACCUGAAAGCCAAGUUCUGUAGCACUGUGGCCAAUGACGUCAUGCUCCGCACGGGUCUUGGGGUCAUCCGCAUGUGGGCCGAUGAGGGCAGUCGGAACAGCCGGUUUCAGAUGCUCUUUACAUCCUUUCAAGAACCUCCCUGUGAAGGCAAUACAUUCUUCUGCCAUAGUAACAUGUGCAUCAACAAUACGCUGGUCUGCAAUGGACUCCAGAACUGUGUGUAUCCUUGGGACGAAAAUCAUUGUAAAGAGAAGAGGAAAGCCAGCCUGCUGGACCAGCUCACCAACACCAGUGGGACUGUCAUUGGCGUGACUUCCUGCAUUGUGAUCAUCCUUAUUAUCAUUUCUGUCAUUGUGCAGAUCAAACAGCCUCGUAAAAAAUAUGUCCAAAGGAAAUCAGACUUUGACCAGACAGUUUUCCAGGAGGUGUUUGAACCUCCUCAUUAUGAGUUAUGUACUCUCAGAGGGACAGGAGCUACCGCUGACUUUGCGGAUGUGGCCGAUGACUUUGAGAACUAUCAUAAACUGCGGAGGUCCUCUUCUAAGUGCGUUCACGACCAUCACUGUGGGUCCCAAGUGUCCAGUACGAAAGGCAGCCGCAGUAACCUCAGCACGAGAGAUGCUUCUGUACUGACAGAGAUGCCCCCGCAGCCCGUCAAACCCCUCAUCCCGCCCAUGAACAGAAGAAACAUCCUCGUCAUGAAACACAACUACUCGCAAGAUGCCGCAGAUGCCUGUGACAUCGAUGAGAUCGAGGAGGUGCCAACGACAAGUCACAGGCUGUCCCGACACGACAAAGCCGUCCAGCGGUUCUGCCUCAUUGGGUCUCUAAGCAAACAUGAAUCUGAAUACAACACAACUAGGGUCUAAAAAGAAAAUUCAAGCUAAACUCUUCAAAACACUUCAAGCCUAUCAACUAUUCUUGAAUUAGGGGAAUGCAUUUCCAUGCUCUAUCUUACCUUAAUAAAUUGGUGUAUUUGUAUGCAUUUUUCAUUGGGAGAAAAUGUUUUAACUGUGUUUUAUUUUCAGAGAAGAACUAUUUAUACAAACAUGGGGACUGUGAAACGAAAAUUCUAUAGUGAAUUGUGAAAAGUGGACAUAUUUCUAAAUUCAUUCCACUGCCUUUAUCCAAACUUAAGAAUUCCAGACAUUUGUUAUUCCUUCGGCAAGACAUCCCCGCUGCACAAUGAUAUGUUCAUUUCGUAAUUUGGUUGCUGGCCACCAAGUGCUCCUUAGUUUUUAAAUACAUUUUGAGAUUUACUGGAAACUUGAAGAAGAAAUUAGUUCCUGAUUAAGACUAUCCCAACUUUUAUUUUUACUGUUAGUUUCACUUUGUUUCUAUGUUGUUUCAUGUCCUUGUUAUAUAAUUGUACGUUGUGUGAUAUGUGAACAACACGAUUUUGGAUGAACUUUGUGUUACAUGUACGUUGUUUUCAUUAGAUAGACUGCUUGAAAAUAGUGCGUUCCUGAGGGAUUUUGAACAUGCUACAGUUAAGAAGUGAAAAUAUGGACCAUGGAAGCACCAGCUAGAGUUUUAUGGACUAUAAACAUCUGUUGUUGUAUUAUGAUUAAAUGCAGCCAAAAGUCAUGAGUAAAAAUAACAAGAUUGCAAUAAGAAACAUCUCAUUUUUGGGGGUUCUUUCCCAAAUGUUCCCCCCUCCCAAUUUCCUUUUUUGUUUUCUAUCAAAGGAAGAUACUAAGUUUCAGAAAGAGUUUUUGAAAUCAGGUAUUUUACCAUUCAUACCCAUCAAUAGAAAUGUUUUUUGAUUAAGCACUUAGCAAUAUGACUGAAUUGAGAGUUUGAGAAAAUACCCUGCAUGUCAAUACUCGAUAUUUGAGUUGGAAAAAUAUCCUUUUUAUUAGACACAUUGUAAAAAGCAUGCAUUCUCGAAAACUGCUGUUACGCUUCCAUUUCUUUGUGUCAUAUGCUUGCUACUUGUAACUUUUUAUAUAAAGAUAUAUAAAAAUGUAUAAUAUUUCCUAACUUGAGUUAAGAAAAAUGUUUUCUUCUAUUAGAGUGAUAAAAACUGACUUACAUAAGUGCACACUUUAUAUCAACUCUUUCUACCUGUUAGGCUCUAGGAUGUCUUUUAGUAUUGAGGCUUACUUCUCUAAAUUUGAUCUCUCAAAUUUUAUGGAAUAUGUUCUCCUUUUAGAAUAGGAAAAUCUUUUUAAAUGCUUUAAAAUCACAGGCCCUUUUAUGACCCAAAUUAUACCAUUCUGGGUUGUUCUCAUACUCAGGUGCACAUAUAAUACCUGAAAGCUUACUAAUCAUGAUGUGUUUAAUAUAAAUAAAGUAAAAUCAUAUACUACAUUUGAUUGCCAUUGAAUCAUAUACACACUCUCGAAAGUUUGAUUUAAUAAAUGGAUACUUUUUAAAUAUUCAAUGUGUAUUCUUAGAAAAUAAAUUUUAAAAGUCAGAAUUACUAUAAAUCUGCUUACCAACAUCUCCAAAACUGCUGAAUUCUACAGAAGUCUGUCCUUCAAAUAAUAAAGUACUCCGGUCUAUCACAGUUAAAACUUUGUGACUCAAGCAGGCUUUACGAAUCCAUAGAUGAAUUACUUACAUACAUCUCUGUUAGGAAUUCAACUUCAUAUAUGCUAGAAAAACAAAUGGGAAAGAAAAUAAAAUUUUAUGAUAGAAACAUUAAAGAACUAUCAUAGCAAUUCUGAAUAAUCUACCUUGAAAAAAAGUCGAUAUUCAUAAAUAAUCACUUCCAUGAAUGUGAUAAACUGAUGAAUAGAAAAAAAUAUAUUGAACAUGAUAAAGAAAGAUUAUUUCUAUUGUUUUGCUACGUAUUUAUACACAUUGCUCAUGCCAUAAUUUAGCCUUUAGUAUUUGACUUGACUGAUUUAUUUAAUUGCAUGCCAAUUUUUAUGCCCUUUAAUUCAAAUGUAAUGCAUCCACAGAUUAUUUUUGAAGUGAUUAGCCAUAUUUUACUUUCCCUAUGUAGAAAUCUUCAUAGGACCCUUAACAAUUUGAGUGAAUAAUCUCAAAAAAGUAUGAUAUUCAUGUCAAGACUUAUCUAUAACAGAAAAAAAAGGAAAAUAAAUGAGGUGAACCACUUGCCAUUCACUUGCCCUAUAGCUGUGCACAGGCAGUUCUAAAUAUGCAGAUGCUUCUGAUCUGCUGGUUCACUGCUUAAAAGAUAUUUGCACUAGAAAUCCACUAAUGAAACAACAAAAUCCAAACACACUAAGCAAAAUGAUAAAAAUGGAUUUCUUAUGUAUAUUUAAUACACAACAGCUCCAGGGGAGAGCACAAAUAUUUCAAAUGACGACUAGGUCUCCUCAGUGGUCAUACUAAAAAUAUUUAAUAUCAGUCAUUGACGAAUCACAAAGAAAGGUAGUGUGAUGUCAGGGCAGAGACCUCAUGGCUUACAUUAGCCCUCAAGAUCUCUAGAUGCAGGACCUUGAAAGUGUGGGAUUCCACUAUACCUCGGAGGCCCCUGGAAGAAGCUCUUUAAAAGCCAGUACUGAAAUGUAUCCAUAUAUUAAAAACUCCUAUUUACUGGUACAUCAGACCCUAUCACCUGAAUAUCAACUUUUCAUUUACAUUCAAAUGGGAAGACACAUCGUAGGUAAGGAAUGAGAUGUUUCAAGAUGUUCAAGAUGUUUCAAAUCAACUUAUUUUAAUAAAUAAUUAUAUUUUUUGAUGAAGUGAAUUCAAAUAUGACUUACACAAGUGCUUUAUUGAUUCCACAAAAUGUUCUCCAAAAACAUAAUUACACACUAUGUUAGUUAAUUUGAAAAUAGCUGUUUUCCUUUUAUUUCUUUAUUUUUGAAUUCACUUUCAAAAACUGGGAGACAUAUCAUGAGUCUAUGCAACACCUGUGAAAACCUGCAUUCAGCCUCUUACUUUUGUCCAAGUGCAUUUCAGUUGCCUAAUUCAAGGUUGGUGUGCUGAUUUGGAAACAAAAUUUUUUGUACCUGAUUUUAUAUACAUGCAAUUGCUAUGCAUCAUAUUGCAAAGUAGACAUAUGUGAUGUUGGUUUUCCAUAAAUCACUUUCAUUUGGUCAGAUAAUUAAAAUGUGGCUAUAAACGUAACUGUAGAUAAAUGUCUUCGGACUUUUGAAGGAGAACAAUCCACACUGGAAAUGUUGACUUUUCUGUUUUGCAUCAUUUUUUUUCCACUAAAAAUAUUUCAGUGGGUCUGACUCCAUAAACUGUUAUUCCUGGUGUUUAAUAAAGUUAGGACUUUGACAAAAACUGAAUGAAUAUUCACAUAAGCUGUUGCAUCAACUUUUUCUAUGUUUUUCCUCCCUUAGGAAUUUGAGUUUUCCUCAAAUUUGAUAGCUUUUAAAAAAAAAUCCCAUGAAUGGAUUUUCCUUGACCUCAGAAUAUCAUAAUAAAUGACAAAAUAUGA